CCCUAAUAAACAAUAUACGAUUAAUCGAUGUGCAACACGCAUUUUUUGUGUUAUUCCAAUUAAAAGUAUUUUUUUAGGAAGAAAGUACCAAUCACCACCUGUGAUACGACCUCAAAAACAUCGAUCUUCAAUUUUAAUCGAGCAUUUCAAACAAAAUAAAUUAUUGAAAAUGAGUGAUAAACCAAAGGCUGGUGGAAGUGGAAAUCAAGGCGAAAACAAAGAAAAACGCCGAAAGGAAUCGAUUUUGGAUCUCAGCAAGUAUUUGGAAAAGACGAUCCGUGUAAAAUUUGCUGGCGGCCGUGAAGCAAGCGGCGUUCUGAAAGGGUACGAUCCAUUGUUGAAUUUGGUGCUGGACAACACACAGGAAUAUUUGCGUGACACCGAAGAACCAUAUAAAAUGUGCGAUGAUACCCGUAGUUUGGGUUUGGUUGUAUGCCGUGGCACAUCUGUUGUACUGAUUUGUCCGCAAGACGGUAUGGAAUCCAUUCAAAAUCCGUUCGUCACGCAAGACGCGUAGUUAUCUCUCUCACAUUGUGAAUUAAAUUCAAAACAAAUAAUUAAAUUAAAAAUAAAAUACGCUCUCCGUUGAUUUGGAUAAGUAAUGAUAAAUAAAUCGAACAUUUAAUGAAGGAAACAAGUUUUAAAUAAAAAAAACUAAUUCUACUCAAA
Messenger RNA from Contarinia nasturtii (swede midge), 669 nucleotides. RefSeq names its product U6 snRNA-associated Sm-like protein LSm7 (gene LSm7). Gene Ontology annotation, cellular component: catalytic step 2 spliceosome; U2-type prespliceosome; U6 snRNP. Bases 170 to 517 code for a protein of 115 amino acids. The record is from RefSeq and is a predicted model, not a curated record. Gene Ontology annotation, biological process: nuclear-transcribed mRNA catabolic process; mRNA splicing, via spliceosome. NCBI's taxonomy places the organism in Eukaryota, Metazoa, Arthropoda, Insecta, Diptera, Cecidomyiidae. The transcript is spliced from 2 exons. Gene Ontology annotation, molecular function: RNA binding.